AUGCUUUGCUCUCUUUGCCAAGGCGUGUUAGCGCAGGAGAAUAGAUGUGCGGAAACAAAGCCAUCUGGCCACAGGCUGACCCAUCACAGUACAUGUGCAACCCUAAAGCACUCUGUCGAAAGGGGAUGCUAUGUCUGUAAUCGUCUUUGGGCAAAUCUUGCGCUGGAUGAACGGCAAGUCGUGUCUGCGUCGGGCGACUCAACAGCAGACGACGGUGAUGAUGAAGAAGUUGGAGUCGAGGCCAAGUUUUUGGAAGCGGAGGAUACAUCCGCUGAUUAUAUCACGGCAUCUUCUUUGUCAGACGGCCAGGCAUACGGCUACCCUGGAUGCUACUUGUGGGAACUCGCGUUCAACACAAAUAAAGUAGUCGUUCCCGACAAGACCCAAGACCGGGCUUUUUGGCGAGCCGCUUUUCUGCUGAGUCCCAACAAUGGUAGAAAACCCGUUCAAGAAAAAUGCGAAAUUAUGCCACGUGCGAGCUCUAAUAGAGGUCUAGGGUUAGAGAUGAACAAAGGAUGCGGAACGCUUUCCUCACAUACAAACUCAAACGCAACUCUUACUCUUGCGAGGCGCUGGAUUACAGACUGCGCAGCACACCAUCAGCAAUGCAAGACCUCUUCAAGGGAAAAUCGCUUCUACCCUACUCGUCUUCUAGAUUGUGGGAGACCUGGAGCUUCAGACAUACGCUGUCACCUGAUCGAACCCAGCAUUGCUGCAACCGAUGAGCCGUAUAUAACGCUAAGCCAUUGCUGGGGUGUCACGGACUCUUUGAAGCUUACAACCGAAAACUAUGGCCAGCUACUCAACGGGAUAUCCAUGUCCCUUCUACCCAAGCUAUACCAAGAUGUGGUACACAUUGCCCAUCAACUAAACGUCAGAUAUUUAUGGAUAGAUGCCAUGUGCAUCAUUCAACAAGGGGACCAGCUUGCCGAUUGGCAGCGAGAGGUAGCACUCAUGCGUGACGUGUAUUCCAACUCCUUCUGCAACAUCUCCGCUGCGAACGUACCGGAUAGCUAUCAUUCCAUGUUCGGUUCCCGAAACCCAGAGGCUCUGCAUCCCGAUGUAGUGUACUUGUCAGUUAAUGGUCUCAAUACUACAUACCUUGUUUCUGAUAUCCGACUCUGGGACACUGACGUCUCCCGUGCUGUUGUGAAUACUCGGGCUUGGGUACUCCAAGAGCGGCUGUUAGCCCCCCGAAUAUUACACUUUGGCGCGAGCCAGGUGUUCUGGGAGUGUCGUGAAAAGGAUGCAGCAGAAGUUUACCCGGAUGGUCUUCCUGUGGAUAUCUUUCCGGCGCACAAGCGGUUGAAGGACCUCACCUCGGAUCGCGGCGAGGAUGAGCAAGGUUGUAAGCUUUGGGCGUAUCAAUCCUGGAUCAGGAUCGUCCAGAUAUACUCAGCUUGCGCCUUGACAUUUCCUAGCGAUAAACUCGUUGCUAUUUCUGGCAUAGCGGCGAUGAUGGAGGCUGUUUUAUGUGAUGAGUACAUUGCCGGCAUGUGGCGCCGUCAUUUAGAGAAGGAGCUUCUUUGGUCAAGGGUUGAUAUGCAGUCCGCCAUCCCUGCGCAACCGCAGACAUACCGUGCUCCAAGCUGGUCAUGGGCGGCUGUAGAUGGAGAGAUUAAUCCCGGUUGCGUGGAGGUUGAACCUGAGGAUAUAUUGAUCAAAGUUGUCAGCUUGCGACUGAAGCACAUGGAAAUCGACAAGAUGAGUUUGGCUGAGGGAAGCCGGCUGCGGUUAUUGGGAUAUUUGAAACAGCUGGUCCUGCUUCCUUAUACCUCGGCGCGCGCUACAAAGAGUAACGGAGAUUGGAUCAUGGUCGUCAAUGGAAUGCAAGUGAGCAGACUUACCAACUCUACCAUGCGAGAACCACAGCCCCAUGUCAAGCUCGACGCUUCUCACGUGAGUUUUGAGAAGCAAAACAAAGAAGCAAGCCUCUAUUGUAUGCCAGGGCGAAAACGAAGUGGCGAUGGCGGGAGCAUAUACAUUUUGUUACUGGAACUGGUGAAUAGGGAAAGAGGCAUCUUUCGUCGCAUUGGGCUUGCCCGCGGUUGGGACAAAGCCGUGAUUGAGAGAAUGUUGAGCCACCAUGUCAUGGAAACCCAAUUUCCGUGCGAGGAAUACAAAGACGGCAGGAUCUUACUUGAGAACAAUAACUAA
Beauveria bassiana ARSEF 2860 is the source of this 2157-nucleotide messenger RNA. Its product is annotated as heterokaryon incompatibility protein. The coding region runs from base 1 to 2157 and encodes 718 amino acids. The record is from RefSeq and is a predicted model, not a curated record. NCBI's taxonomy places the organism in Eukaryota, Fungi, Ascomycota, Sordariomycetes, Hypocreales, Cordycipitaceae. The transcript has 2 exons.